AAGUUCCAUUCAUUUAGCGCUCUCGGCUCGUUUCAGUUCUCGGGCAGGUGUCAAGCGACAUACACACGAAACGCCGACGCGGUCACAAUUCCAGAAUAUCAUACAAACGCUAUAUAUGCUAUCGAGUGGCUAAUUAACAUACGCGUUGCGACCCGUCGUCUCUUUACCUGAACCUGAGCUGUCUGUUGUUUUGGACCUACACUCAUCCACAUUUCUUUACGGGGAAGCGAGUACAAAGUCAAAAGUAACAAAAAAAUUUUGAAACAUACAUCGUACAUAUAUGCAAAAACCGAUCUUCAUCAUGCUGGAUCCCAUUUCGGACACACCGCUGGUCUUGGCCUACGUCUUUAUGUCGCUGCUAGUGCUGAUUUUGUGCUUCAUACUGGUCAAUGUGGUCCACAAGCUGUUGUAUCGCAGCUCCAGCAGCGAGUUAUCAUCGGUUCCUAUUGCCUCCGCCUCCGCCGCCCAGCCGCUGAAGACCUCCAUCAUGGAGCUAGACGCCAUGAAAACCGGUUAGGAUGGAUGGGGUGCAGCGCAGCUGGCUGCGAGAGAAGACUGGUGGCGAGAAUCUCAGUCGGAUGUCGGAGCUCCGGUUUUAAUUCGGGCGAUUGGAGCGAAGCACGAGAAACGCCAGCUGCAAACCACCCACUCGCACGAGCCACAAAAUCUAGACGCCUGUUGAUAUACAUAUAGUAUAUAGAAACAUAAAUGCACGAAACUAGGCUUACGAGUAGAAAUUAACUACAUUUAACGCGCUGGUCCUCUAGUCAAUUAAUUGUUCGUUUGUUUGCCCUAAGGUUAGGUUACAUGUACAUUGAUAUUGUAAAUAAAGUAACUUGAACGAUA
Messenger RNA from Drosophila subpulchrella, 846 nucleotides. RefSeq lists its product as uncharacterized. The record is from RefSeq and is a predicted model, not a curated record. Bases 281 to 517 code for a protein of 78 amino acids. Lineage: Eukaryota; Metazoa; Arthropoda; Insecta; Diptera; Drosophilidae. The transcript has a single exon.